Molecule: messenger RNA, 678 nt
Organism: Notothenia coriiceps (black rockcod)
Lineage: Eukaryota; Metazoa; Chordata; Actinopteri; Perciformes; Nototheniidae
Product: protein transport protein Sec16B-like
Exons: 7
Biological process (GO): Golgi organization
Cellular component (GO): ER to Golgi transport vesicle membrane; endoplasmic reticulum exit site
Source: RefSeq, a predicted model, not a curated record
AUGUCCCAGUUCACAGGCCAGCUGACGGCCAGCGACCCCCUGCAGACCCUCUUCCACCUGCUGACUGGGAGGGUCCCGGCCGCUACCCUGUGCUGUGGAAAUGAGAAAUGGGGGGACUGGAGGCCCCACCUGGCUGUCCUGCUGUCCAAUGAGACGGGAGAUCCUGCUGUCCAGCAGAAGGCCAUCGUCACUAUGGGAGACACCCUCACCUCCAACGGCCUGACACAUGCGGCUCAUGUGUGCUACCUGACUGCCGGGGUCUCCUUCGGGGCCUUCCCUCAGAAGGCAGAGAGGCUGGUGUUGCUAGGCAGCAGCCACAGGCAGUCCUUUGAACACUUUGCCACCGACCUGGCCAUCCAGUGCACUGAACUGUACGAGUACUGCCAGACCCUGGGGGGCAAAGGCCUCUCAAUACCAUCCUUUCAGGUGUAUAAGUUCCUGUAUGCGGCCCGCCUGCUGGACUGCGGGCUCUCCUCUCAGGCCUUCCAUUACUGUGAGGUGGUGGGCCGGGCCUUGCUCAGGCAGCGGGGGUCUUACUCUGUGCUGACUGGGGAAGUUAUUAAGCUGUCCGACAGGCUGAGGCACUCUGAGGGACACUUCAACGACACAGGGGUCAGCAGGGCGGGGCAGGAACCUGAUUGGCUCCAAAUGCUCCGUGCUCGCCACAACAGUUUACAG